AUGGGCAGUCUGCUAACCACUUACUCUCGUGAUGGCAUAAAAACGCGUUUGCGAGAGUUGGGCCUAGCGGGCUACCAUUGCUACACCAUCAAUUUGGGAGAAGACCCCAACAUCAUAAUAACCAGACCUGACAAAGGAAAAGGUGUUGUGAUAUUGGAGAGAAAUGAAUAUGUUACUAAAGUAAAUAUAUUGCUAUCAGACCUUACAAAAUUUAAAAAGUUAGGAAAUGAGCCCUUUUCUAAAAUCAUUCAAUUAGAGGACAAACUGAAUAGAAUGCUAAAAUGUUUGAAAGAUAGUGACACCAUUUCCUCUGAUACAUAUAAUCAACUCAGAGCAUCUGGCUCUUUACCUGGAAUGUUAUAUGGACUACCAAAAAUUUAUAAACCCGAUGUGCCGAUCAGACCUAUCUUGUCAGUUUUAAAAACAUUUAACUAUAAUCUAGCUAAAUUCUUAGUGCCAAUUCUCAAGCCUAUAACUACCAAUGAAUACACUGUUCAUAAUUCUUUUGAUUUUGCAAAGCAGAUGUCUACAAUUAGUCUUGAAAACAAUAAAUUGUUAAAAUUAUCUGUAGAAGAUUCAAUUUUCAUGUUCAACAAUCAAUUGUACUCCCAAAUUGAUGGUGUAGCAAUGGAUAGCCCGCUAGGCCCAACUCUCGCAAACGCGUUUUUAUGCCAUCACGAGAAUUAUGUCAACUCAAAACAUGUCAACAUACAGUUUACCUCUGAAGUCGAAGUAAACAACUCAUUGUCUUUUUUGGAUAUCAGGCUUGAACGUGACGAUAAAACCUUUAAAACCUCCGUGUACAGAAAACCUACCUUCACUUAG
Penaeus vannamei (Pacific white shrimp) is the source of this 825-nucleotide messenger RNA. The record is from RefSeq and is a predicted model, not a curated record. Lineage: Eukaryota; Metazoa; Arthropoda; Malacostraca; Decapoda; Penaeidae.